Messenger RNA from Amborella trichopoda, 816 nucleotides. The record is from RefSeq and is a predicted model, not a curated record. NCBI's taxonomy places the organism in Eukaryota, Viridiplantae, Streptophyta, Magnoliopsida, Amborellales, Amborellaceae.
AUGAAGCCAACUACAAGAUCACCUCGGAAGGUUCAGGAGAGGCAGGAGCCAUACCAUGCCCUUCACAAGGUUCCUGCUGGUGACUCCUAUGUGAAGGCAAAGCAUGUUCAGCUUGUGGACAAAGAUCCCAACAGAGCCAUUGCUCUGUUCUGGUCAGCAAUUAACCAUGGUGAUAGGGUGGAUAGUGCUCUCAAAGAUAUGGCCACUGUGAUGAAACAAGUUAACAGAGCAGAAGAGGAGAUUGAGGCCAUCAAAUCUUUUCGCCAUCUUUGCAGUGACCAAGCCCAGGAAUCUCUCGACAAUGUUCUCCUCGAUCUCCACAAGAGAUGCGGGCACCUUGAUGAUCAGAUUGAGUUGCUUAAACACAGGCUGAAGAUGAUCAAGGAUGGGGAGGCCUUCAGUGGGAAGAAGACCGAGAUAGCCAGGUCUCAGGGAAAGAAGUUUCAUGUUUCUCUAGAGCAAGAGGUGGCCAGGAUCCUCGGCAAUUUAGGUUGGGUAUAUAUGCAACAAGGAAAAUUCGAAGAAGCCGAAUCAGAGUACAGGAAGGCAUUAGCGAUCGAACCAGAUAACACCAUGAAAUGCAACUUGGCUAUUUGUUUGAUGCAGAAGGGAAGAAUUGCAGAGGCCAAAACACUGCUUGAUACGGUAAAACCGGCAUCCAUGCACAGCCCAGGUGGUGAAUCCCACUAGAAAUCCUAUCAGCGAGCUUGUGAAAUGGUAGCUGAGAUCGACUCUCAAUCGUCCAAUCCCAAAUCAAAAGGAGAAGAGGCCUUGAAAGAAGAAGUACAGAGUUUAUCAGCGUUGUUAUUGGAUUAA